Molecule: messenger RNA, 1696 nt
Organism: Chlorocebus sabaeus (green monkey)
Lineage: Eukaryota; Metazoa; Chordata; Mammalia; Primates; Cercopithecidae
Gene: RSPH14
Product: radial spoke head 14 homolog
Molecular function (GO): protein binding
Source: RefSeq, a predicted model, not a curated record
GUUUGCGCCUGCGCAGUGGGCGCUGAGUAUGUAGACAGCGGCGCUGGGGACGCUACCGGAGUCGCCUGGCAACGAUGUCGCCUGGCAACUGAAUAGGUUGGCCACUGGCACGCGCUACUGGAAGCAGAAAGGGCUGCGGAGGCAGUGAGUGGUUUCUGCAGAACUUCAUUUGGAAAGGCCUCUGUCAUUGGGGAUAGAUGGCCCAUUCCCAGAACUCCAUGGAGUUUCCUGUUAACAUCAACACUACCCAGAUUACCACUGCCUAUGGCCAUCGGGCCCUGCCCAAGCUGAAGGAGGAGCUGCAGUCAGAGGACCUCCAGACAAGGCAGAAAGCCCUCAUGGCCCUGUGUGACCUCAUGCAUGACCCCGAGUGUAUCUACAAGGCCAUGAGCAUAGGCUGUAUGGAGAACCUGAAAGUUUUGCUGAAGGAUAGCAACAGCAUGGUGCGGAUAAAGACCACUGAGGUGCUCUACAUCACGGCGAGCCAUAGCGUGGGCAGAUACGCCUUUCUAGAGCACGACAUCGUCCUUGCCCUGUCCUUCCUGCUGAAUGACCUCAGCCCAGUCUGCCGGGGGAACCUGUACAAGGCAUACAUGCAGCUGGUCCAGGUGCCUAGAGGUAGGCUCGCGUCCUGCACACAGAUCUGCUGGGCACUCAAGUUGUCCAUCGGUCUCCUCUCCAGGUCACAUAUGUACCAGGGUGUGGAUCAUCAACUUUUUAUUAAAUUACAACAUACAUAUUAGAAAAGUACAUAUCCGCUGGGUGCGAUGGCUCACGCCUGUAAUCCCAGCACUUUGGGAGGCCGAGGCAGGCAGAUCACGAGGUCAGGAGUUCGACACCAGCCUGGCCAAUAUGGUAAAACCUUGUCUCUACUAAAAAUACAAAAAUUAGCCAGGUGUGGUGGUGUGCACCUGUAGUCCCAGCUACUCAACAGGCUGAGGCAGAAGAAUCGCUUGAACCUGGGAGGCAGAGGUUGCAGUGAGCCAAGAUCAUGCCAUUGCACUCUAGCCCAGGGGACAGUGCAAGACUCUGUCUCAAGACAAAAAAAAAAAAAAAAAAAGAAAGGAAAAAAAGACAAGCACAUAUACUAAACAAACAUUUGGUUAAAUUGUUCUGAGUGAACAUGUCAUGUAACUGCCAACCCAAUCAAGACAUGAAGAAUAUUUACCACCUCUCCAGAAACUUCCCACAUGCUCAUACUGGGUAUUACCCUUACCAAUGAUAAACAGUGUCUUCAAUUUAUAAGACUAUAUAUAGAUGAUGCCCCUUUUAAAACUUUACAUAAAUGGAAACAUACAGCUUGUAAUAUCUUGCUUGUAGCUACUUUUGCUUAACGUUUUAUUUCUGAGAUUUACAUGUGGUAUGUAUUACUGAUUUUUGCUGGUUAAUGCUGGAGUAUGGUAUUUACACUAUGUGAGUAUACAACAUUCCAUUUACUUACCCAUUCCAUUGCUGAUGAACAUCUGAAUUGUUUCUAGCUUAUGGCUACCAAGAAUAGAGUGGCUAUAAAUGUCUUUUGAUGGACAUGUAUAUGCAUUUAUUUCAAAACAUACCUAAGAAGAGAAUGGCUGGCCUGGGUAAGUUUGUGUUCAGCUUUUAGAAGGUAGUACCUGGCUGGGCAUGGUGGCUCACACCUUUAAUCCCAGCACUUUGGGAGGCCAAGGCGGGUGAAUCACAAGGUCAGAAGAUCGAGACC